Messenger RNA from Oncorhynchus masou masou (cherry salmon), 3787 nucleotides. Its product is annotated as zinc finger protein OZF-like. The transcript is spliced from 2 exons. Lineage: Eukaryota; Metazoa; Chordata; Actinopteri; Salmoniformes; Salmonidae. The coding region runs from base 216 to 1721 and encodes 501 amino acids. The record is from RefSeq and is a predicted model, not a curated record.
GCUUCUUUCAACAGCAGCAACAGUAAGUCAGCCACCUCGGUAGCUUGCUAGACAAACUAGCCGAAACAAUAAAGCUCUUUACACGCUUUAGUGUUUAUUGGCCACUGUGUUUUAAACCCACUUCUGUCGUCUAGUUAGUUCUCCGAUUUAAUUUUAUAUUUCAGCUAGCGGCCUGGUUAAGUUAGCAAUAGCCCAGCUAGCUAACAUCCCCGACCAUGAGUUCACUAAGCUACUCUCGUUCUGCUAAAGAAGAGGCGGUCUGCUGGACGGAGAAAGAAUCUCUCGUUAAAGAGGAGAAGGAAGAGGAGGAUAGCACAGUAAAACAAGAAGUAGAGGGUGAGGCUGUUACAGUGAAAGAAGAAGAGAAAUACGCUUUCAGAUUGAAAGAAGAGGAGGAUGUUACAGUAAAAGAGGAAGAAAAGUAUUUCAGAGUGAAGGAGGAUGCAUUUUUUGGAGUGGAAGAGGGGGAGAGGGGGACUGUCACAUUGAAAAAGGAAGAAGAGGAGGAAACUGGAUAUCUGGGCCCGGUUUCCCAAGGGCAUCUUAAGGCAUCCAGUGGCUCUAACGAUGAACGUGCCCUGGUUAACACGAGAGAGAGAUGUGACUAUCGUGGAUCCUCUGGGGAGCCUCAACAACAACAUGAUGCUGAUGAGGCAGAAGAGAGUCUCUCCAAAUCAGAACACCUCAAGAAAAACCAGUGUAGACCCACAGGAAAGAAAUCUCACUGCUGCUCUGACUGUGGGAAAAGCUUUUCAACAUCACAUAUUUUGAAGCUGCACCAGAGAACACACACAGGAGAGAAAUCUCAUAGGUGUGAUCAAUGUGGGAAGAGUUUUACUACAUCUAGCAAUCUGGCUAUACACCAGAGAACACACACAGGAGAGAAAUCAUUUAGUUGUAAUCAAUGUGGGAAUAGUUACUUAAGGUUAAAAUCACUAAAAGUACAUAUGAGAAUUCACACUGGAGAGAAACCUUACAGCUGUGAUCAAUGUGGAAAGAGUUUUGUUCAAUCUAGUGAUCUGACAGUACACCAGAGAACACACACAGGAGAGAAACCUUUUAGCUGUGAUCAAUGUGGGAAGACUUUUAUUGCAUCUAGCAAUCUGACUAUACACCAGCGGACACACACAGGAGAGAAGCCUUAUAGCUGUAAUCAAUGUGGGAAGAGUUUUAUUACAUCUAGCCAGCUGACUUCACACCAGCGAGUACACACAGGAGAGAAACUUUACCACUGUUCAAAUUGUGGGAAAAGCUUCUCAACAUCACAGACUUUGAAGCUGCACCAGAAAACACACACAGGAGAGAAACCUUACAGCUGUGAUCAAUGUGGGAAGAGUUUUAUUACAUCUGGCAAUCUGACUAUACACGAGCGGACACACACAGGAGAGAAACCUUAUAGCUGUAAUCAAUGUGGGAAGAGUUUUAAUACAUCUAGUCAUCUGACUACACACCAGAGAGUACACACAGGAGACAAACCGUAUAGCUGUGAUGAAUGUGAGAAGAGUUAUACUGCAUCUAGCCAUCUGACCAGACACCAGCGAGUACACACAGGAGAGAAACCUUAUAGCUGUGAUCAAUGUGGGAAGAGUUUUACUGCAUCUAGUGAUCUGACGGUACACCAGAGAACACACACAGGAGAGAAACCUUAUAGCUGUGAUCAGUGUGAAAAGAGAUACUCUCGUAAAAGAUCUCUGAUCAAACAUCAGAAAAUACAUACAUGAAGGAGAUAUUUCAUGAUAUCAAUGAAAUAACAAUGUAGAAUGUUUUUAACAUUGUAGUAGGAGCAUUUUAAGGAAUUUCACACUGUAGAACCCUAAACGUUUGCCCCAUUCAAUUGAUUUCAGCAUGAUAUGUAUAUUAGCCUCGGGAAAAAUCCUGGCUCUGAAUUGAAAGAGUGAUUUAAUAAAAAGUGACUAACACUAAAAGAGCUGUGUUACACUUACCAUGUUGGUGACCCACUUGAAUCAAAAUGUAACACUUCAAAAUGUAGCUAGCUGCUUUCUGCAAAUUGUCCUCUAACCAGGGAUGUACACAUUAUUCCCAGAUUCCGUGUGGUUUUUGAGCUGUUAGUGCAACCUCAUCUCCCUCCUCUCGCACAAUGGAUUUCAACACGAUAUCGAUGAAUGAUGACAAAUAAGUGUUGUGUACCUUUGUUUAGAGACACCUAAAUGUAAAUGCAUCACUCCCAAAUGUAGCUGAUUGUCAUGUUUUAUUAUUCCAUGCCUCACCAUUAAGUGAAUUAUUGCCAAAUCAUAUUUACAAUUCAUGUAACAUUUAGUAAUCAGAAUUAUUUAUGCAACCAACUGACAAUUUUUGGGUAUAAUUAUACUGACAUUGUUGCCCUGCUUUUAGAAUAUCAGGGUUCAUUCUCAGAUGUGCUAACCCAAAUGAGAGAGUACUAGAGUAUGACAUUGGGGACAGGGCCCCGAUCCAACAACAUACCUAUCGAGUGAACCCUGAAAAGAGAGAGAAGAUCAGCAGUGAGGUGGAAAGCAGUGAGGUGGAAAGUUACUACGGACAUUGCAGGAGUUUCCUUUUGAAAUCAGAUAUGUCCGUAGUAAGGACAACUUGGUUGCUGAUUGUCUCAAGGGUGGGCAGUCAAAAAGAUUUGCGUUUAGCCAGUGCGUUACCAUGGAUCCCAAUUUAUUUUGACAUGUUUUUCCAUGUUGGAGAUUAUUUUUGUUUGGGCUCUUUUCAAGGGGACGAGUUUGAGAAUCAAAUAAUUACAGAAAUAUAUCUAUAUAUAUAAAUUUAGUUUGGUUUUUAUGUUUUGAAGACUUUAGCACCUAUAGCUCAUUAGCACGUAGGACGCAAUGAUUGGUGUCACCUCGUUAGUCAGUAUGUGUUACACCUGUGCUGGCUUGUCCAUCUCGUUAGUGGGAAGGUGUUUCACCUGAGCUGGUCCAGGUUUUAUUUAAGAGUGUCUGGACCAGUGCUACAGUGGUCUUGAUAGAUGUGGAGAGGCAGCACCUUUAGUUGCUCCACCUUUUCCUAUUAAAGAUGUUUUUAAUUUCAGGUUAAAGCUUCUUUUUGAAGAUAGCUUAUUUUUUUAAAUGAAUCAAUACAGAUCGUUUCCGGGGGUUGGUAUGGCAAAUACCUUACGAUUUGCCUGGACUGAAAAGGAGAUGGAGCCGUGGAGUAGAGAGACAUUUGGAAGGACCAUUUUGAUGGGAUGCCUCAGGAUAGAGGUGAAGGAAGUGCUCUGCCUUCAAGGGAACCCGAUUGAGAAGGCUUUCGAUGUGACGUUUCAAAAAGAAGAAAAACAUGAAGAAGUGAUGAAGAUGGCAAAGGAAGCGGAGAAAACGGGACCCCUGUGCCAUUAUGCGGUGACCAGCCUGGCGAAGAACAACUUCAGGGUGGUCACCGUAACCAUGUACAAUCCGCAUGUGAAGGAUGAAGAGGUGAGGGCCUUUCUGGGGAGAUAUAUGGACAAUGACUCCUCAGCGAGGUACCUCAGGGACUCCCUGGGUUUCUGGAACGGAAAGAGAGGUUUCCAGGCGUUACUCAGGGAGUCCCCGAAGAGUGUGGAUGGCUACCUCCAUCCUCCGGCGAUGUUCUCCCUGGGGGCUGACAGGGGAACACUCUACUAUGCACAUCAGCCCCCGUUCUGCAGGCGUUGUAUGGCCUACGGUCAUACCCUGACCUCGUGCAGUAACAAGAAAUGUCGUGGGUCGGAAGAGCACGAGGCCAGGGAGUGUGACGAGCCCAAGGCUUGCCACGGGUGUGGCUCCAGAGAACACCUGUGGCGUGAUUGCCCGGCUCGUCACAGGUCAUACGCGUCUGCAGC